AUGGCGACGGCCAAUGGCUACAGCACAGGCAGCCCCCUCCCCAACUCCCAAAUCCAAGCUAUGCAAUCAGUUGUCCCGCUGAAGGUGACUAAGCCAAGGCUCACUCGCCGAGUCAAGGCCGCAGGUUCCGCCUCCGCCGCUGGGCUCCGGCGGUGCCUCCACAUCGUCCUGUACUACAGGAAGGCGUCCGGAGAGGACUCCGGCUGGCUUCUGGCGGGAUGGAUGAAAGAGUCUCUCGGAAGGGCGUUGGAGGAGCAGCCCAUGCUCGCCGGCCGGCUCCGACGAGGGGAGAACGUGGGCCCUGGCAAUGAGCUGGAGAUUGUGACAAACGACAACGGCGCGAGAUUGUUCGAGGCUCGGAUAUCGAAAACCUUGGACGAGUUUUUGGAUUUGGAGGGCAGAGAGAGUGCAGAGGCGGAGCUUGUUUCCUGGCACGACAUUGAUGACCAAAAUCCUCAGUUUUCUCCGCUGUUCUAUGUCCAGGUGACAAAUUUCUCGUGCGGAGGGUACUCCGUGGGAAUUAGCAGCAGCCUUCUCCUAUCAAGCCCUUUGGCCAUCAUAAGCUUCCUAAAAAAAUGGGCCAAGAUCCACCACACCAUAACCUUUGCAAGUCAUGGGGUCCAGCCCAUCUUCUUCUUCCCUACUUUCAAGUCAAAUCUCUCUGUUUCCGACGUUCAGAACGGCUCAAACAAGAUAAAAACACAUGGACGAACUCUGAUUUUCAGAACAGCUAAUGAAAAAUUGAACUCCAAUGGUAGAGGGGACAAGGCACUAGUCUCGCAAUGCGUUGAAGAGGCAGAGAUUCUGCUGGGUAAGAAAGUAGCUUCUGAGUUUUUGCUCGUGAAAGAGCUCCCUGUGGAGGUAAGAGUUGAGAAUUUUACAAAAGGGCUUUUGGAGAAGCCGGAAAGCUCUUAUGGAAUAAGCCGUGUCAGCUGGGAUGAGUUAGGGGCCAGAGAAGUGGCUUUUAACGAAGGGAAUAAGCCAGUUCAGGUUUCUUGCUGGAUUAACAGUGUCUUAGGAGAGGGACUUGUGAUGGUAAUUCCAUCAUCUGAUGAAGAUAUUUCUCCGACAAAUGUUAUUGUCUCUGUCCCUGAUGGGAUCGAAAUGUAA
This is a messenger RNA of Thlaspi arvense, 1110 nucleotides long. The record is from the annotation of a GenBank genome assembly. NCBI's taxonomy places the organism in Eukaryota, Viridiplantae, Streptophyta, Magnoliopsida, Brassicales, Brassicaceae.